Messenger RNA from Miscanthus lutarioriparius, 2100 nucleotides. NCBI's taxonomy places the organism in Eukaryota, Viridiplantae, Streptophyta, Magnoliopsida, Poales, Poaceae. The record is from the annotation of a GenBank genome assembly.
AUGCCCCGCAGCAACGCCGCCCCGCUGGCGGCCACCUCCCUCGCGCGGCACCUCGCUCUCGCCGUCCCUGCAGCAACAACGUUCGCGGCUCCGCCCUCUCCCUCGCAUGGCAACUUCACCGACGCCGUUCCCUUGGAGCCCCAACCACAGUUAUGCAGCCAUAAGAGAAGGGUCAGCAUGGCCAUGGAGAUACUGAUAGAGCCUAGGUUGCUCAUCGUAUAUGAGCUCGCCAUUGGUUUGAACAGAAACUCUUGCAUGCAUUCAGUUCGUCGGAACUGUCUCUCAGGACAUACCUAUGAUGACUGCUUUCUGACCUCCAUGAAGAGCCUCCAGCCCUCGCUUGCCACCCUCCCUCCGCUUGCGCUGCUGAGCGGGUCGCUGAAGAGAAUGGGGAGUGGGGAGAAGUCGAAGGAGAAGCAGAUGGAGGAGAAACUGCUGGACAUCCUCGCGGGGUCCGACGAGGACUCCGACGGCGGGGAGGACCUCUCUAAGAUCCAGAUCAACGCGGAGUACGCUCGCCGCUUCGAGCACAACAAGCGCCGGGAGGUGCUGCAGCGCCUCGAAGAGCUCAGGAAGCAGGGCCUGGUCCCCGCCUCUGACGACGGCGAGUUAGAGUCGGAGGCCGAGUCUUCGGAGGAGGAGGAGGAGGAGGACGAGGAGGCCGCCAUUGCCUCGCGCCUCGUCGAUCGUCGCGUGUUCGAGGUGAUCCACCUCAUCCGCAGUGGCGACCCCCGCAUCCUCGACAAGGACGCCAAGGACGUCAAUGCCCGCCACCUACUCGAGGAGGGCCCAGAGUUCGCAGCGCAGGCCAGCCGGAGCAGCAGCAAGUUCGAGAGGAUCGUCUAUGACGAGCAACAGAAGAAGGGAUUGGAGGCUUUCCUUGAGGCACAGAAAGAAGUAUUAGGCGAUGACGACGGCAACGACGAUUUGUUCAAGGUGAAGCCCAAGGCUAGAGCAGGGGCUGAUGACGAAGCGGUGGAGGAUGAGGAGGAGAAGCAGACCAAGGAGCUUGCUGGUGAGGUCUUUGGGAAGGAUGAGGAGCUGGAUGAGAACGAGAAGUUCUUGAAGGAAUUUUUCCUUAAGAGGCCGUACCUUGAGGCAGAGAAGAGGAAUUCCUAUCUGGAUGAUAUCCAGGAAUUGUCGGAUGAAGAGGAGCUCGAGAUUCAGGAAGAAUAUGAGCAUGCUUAUAAUUACCGGCAUGAGGAGGCCAUGGCAUCAGGGGCAGUGGUGGCAGACCGGGUAAUGGGACAUUCAAGGGUUGUUGAGGGGUCGGUGAGGAAGAAGGAGAGCAGCAGGAAGCAGCAGCGCAAGAGCAAAGAGGAGCGGAUGGCCCAUAUUAAGCAAGAGCAGGCAGAGGAGCUGAAGCAUCUCAAGAAUUUGAAGAAGAAAGAGAUUGCAGAGAAGCUUGAGAGGAUCCGAAUGAUUGCUGGGGAGGAUUUUCAUCCAGAGGAUUAUGACAAGAAGAUGCAGGAGAUGUUUGAUGACAGUUACUAUGAGGCUGAUGAUGUUGAUCCUGAGUUUGGAAGUGGUGAGAUGGAUUUGGAGAAGCCGGAUUUUGACAAAGAAGACGAAUUGCUUGGGCUUCCUAAGGGCUGGGCUAGUGACCAGUCAAAAGAAGAGUCUACUGCCACUGAAGCGAAAGGUGCAAAAGGGAAGAUCUCUCUCAAAGACAAGGUGGAGCUUGAGAAAGAGAUGGAAGAGUACUACAAGUUAGACUAUGAGGACACUAUUGGAGAUAUCAAGACUCGGUUCAAGUAUAAACAGGUUAAACCCAACAGUUUUGGUCUGAGUACCUAUGAUAUAUUGGUAUCAGAUGACAAGGAUUUGAACCAGUAUGUUUCCAUUAAGAAGCUAGCUCCUUACAGAGAGGAUGAAUGGAAGGUUACACAUCAUAAGAAGCAAAGCAAGGAUUUGAUCCUUGGAGGCCAGAAGAAGGAAGGGAAGAAGGACAAAUAUGGCAAGAAAUCUAGGUCUGAGGAAGGCAGCCCUAGUUCUUCAAAAACAGAGAAAGAAAGGCUGACAAAUGGGCAAGAGUCAACAGAUGUCAAGAAAAAGACUACCAGAAGUGAACAAAGGAAGCGCGCUGCAAGUCUGACCUGA